Cercocebus atys (sooty mangabey) is the source of this 2347-nucleotide messenger RNA. RefSeq names its product complement factor properdin (gene CFP). The record is from RefSeq and is a predicted model, not a curated record. The transcript has 9 exons. Lineage: Eukaryota; Metazoa; Chordata; Mammalia; Primates; Cercopithecidae. Bases 876 to 2285 code for a protein of 469 amino acids.
CGACAGAGUGAGACUCCAUCUUGAAAAAACAAACAAAAGCUUAACUCACAAUCUCUGCGACACACCCUACCUAUGUUGUAGGUGCUGUCUGUGAGCACAUUUUACAGAGGGGAAACAGGCUCCAGAAGGGGGGUGUUAUCUGCCCGAGGGUUCUCUGAUGGAACAUGGCCCCGCUUGUUCCCUCCUAAUCACUCCAGACCCUGGUGUUGUCCCCAGUUGGGCCCAUGGGGCAAUGGAUAGCCCCUAUUCUUCUCCUGAAUCCCUCCCCAGGCUCCUGCCACUUCCCUUUCUCACUUCCCUUGUGCUGACCACCCCCACCACAAGCUGACCACAGGGAACCUCUCAGGAAACGAGGGCUGAGGUUAAGGCUGGAGGUUAAGGCAGGGUGGAAGAUGGAGCAAUUGCCUCGAUGCCUCCUCCACCCCCAUGAGCAGGGACACACUGAGCAUGGCACACUCACUUCACCCUGGUUCAACAUCCCCACGAGGUUGACCCUGUCAUUACAUUAGAGAUUAUGCAUUUUCCACAUAGAGAAACUGAGGCUCAGGGAUGUUAAGUGACUCACCCAAGGUCACACGGCUAGGAAGUUGCUGCACGCUCUGUCCUAGGAGCUUCAAUUGAACACUGAGAGGUUGCUGGGAGGAGCAUGAGGUGCUGGGGAUACAGCAACAAGCAAAACAAGACCAAGAGUAAGACAGGAAAUGGGGAGGGGAGAGUAGAAGAGGAGGCAGAGGGGACAGGGUGGGGUCCAAGCAGGAUGCCCUCCCAGUUCCUCCUGCCUCUAGGUUCCUCUUUCCCUGCUGACUCCAGGAGCAGAUCAACCCAGAUAAAGCGUGAUCUCCUCUCUGGUAGAGGUGCAGGGGGCAGUACUCAACAUGAUCACAGAGGGAGCGCAGGCCCCUUGCUUGCUGCUGCCGCCGCUGCUGCUGCUGCUCACCCUGCCAGUCACAGGCUCAGACCCCGUGCUCUGCUUCACCCAGUAUGAAGAAUCCUCGGGCAAGUGCAAGGGCCUCCUGGGGGGUGGUGUCAGCGUGAAAGACUGCUGUCUCAACACUGCCUAUGCCUACCAGGAACUUAAUGGCGGGCUCUGUCAGCCUUGCAGGUCCCCACGAUGGUCCCUGUGGUCCACAUGGGCCCCCUGUUCGGUGACAUGCUCUGAGGGCUCCCAGCUGCGGUACCGGCGCUGUGUGGGCUGGAACGGGCAGUGCUCUGAGAAGGUGGCACUUGGGACCCUGGAGUGGCAGCUCCAGGCCUGUGAGGACAAGCAGUGCUGUCCUGAGAUGGGCGGCUGGUCUGACUGGGGGCCCUGGGAGCCUUGCUCCGUCACCUGCUCCAAAGGGAUGCGGACCCGCAGACGAGCCUGUGAUCACCCUGCCCCCAAGUGUGGAGGCCACUGCCCGGGAGAGGCACAGGAAUCAGAGGCCUGUGACACCCAGCAGGUCUGCCCCACACACGGGGCCUGGGCCGCCUGGGGUCCCUGGACCCCCUGCUCAGGAUCCUGCCACGGUGGACCCCACGAACCUAAGGAGACACGAAGCCGCACGUGUUCUGCACCUGAGCCUUCCCAGAAGCCUCCUGGGAAGCCCUGCCCAGGGCUAGCCUAUGAGCAUCGGAAGUGCACCGGCCUGCCGCCUUGCCCAGUGGCUGGGGGCUGGGGGCCUUGGGGCCCUGUGAGCCCCUGCCCUGUGACCUGUGGCCUGGGCCAGACCAUAGAACAACGGACGUGCAAUCGCCCUGUGCCCCAGCAUGGAGGCCCCUCCUGUGCUGGUGAUGCCACCCGGACCCACAUCUGCAACACAGCCGUGCCCUGCCCUGUGGAUGGAGAGUGGGACUUGUGGGGACAGUGGAGCACCUGUGUCCGCCGGAACAUGAAGUCCAUCAGCUGUGAAGAAAUCCCGGGCCAGCAGUCACGCUGGAGGACCUGCAAGGGCCGCAAGUUUGACGGACAUCGAUGUACCGGGCAACAACAGGAUAUUCGUCACUGCUACAGCAUCCAGCACUGCCCCUUGAAAGGAUCAUGGUCAGAGUGGAGUACCUGGGGGCUGUGCAUGCCCCCCUGUGGACCUAAUCCUACCCGUGCCCGCCAGCGCCUCUGCACACCCUUGCUCCCCAAGUACCCGCCCACCGUUUCCAUGGUCGAAGGUCAGGGCGAAAAGAACGUGACCUUCUGGGGGAGACCGCUGCCACGGUGUGAGGAGCUACAGGGGCAGAAGCUGGUGGUGGAGGAGAAACGACCAUGUCUACACGUGCCUGCUUGCAAAGACCCUGAGGAAGAGAAACUCUAACACCUCUCUCCUCCACUCUGAGCACCCUGACCUUCCAAACCUCAAUAAACUAACCUCUUCGA